Molecule: messenger RNA, 1746 nt
Organism: Stylonychia lemnae
Lineage: Eukaryota; Ciliophora; Spirotrichea; Sporadotrichida; Oxytrichidae
Source: the annotation of a GenBank genome assembly
AUGAGAUACUAGUAACUCGCAACCUUAUCACUGAUUGGUCUUGCUGCCAUUUCAGCUUUUAGCAUGGAUGGUCUCCCUAGAAGAGAAGUCCAAAAGGGCAAAUUCGGCGCAAUGGAAGUCGUUGACUGGUUUGUCCACGGCAUGACCAAGACUGUUUAUCUCCCAUAAAAAGAUCUCCUGUAGGAUUAUGAGAGACAAACAAUGAAUCUACAGCAAGCUUUGAUUCAGGGUAAAGUCAACAAAGAAAAAAUGAGCUCUGAUAGAAUCUACAAGUGCGACAACAGAAUGGAGAAUCAAGGAUAGGAUCCAGAUGAAGCAGCUUACUUCUUCCCCGUCGGAGUUGGGUCUGUUGGGCCAGAUUAAACCUCUGUUACUUAUGGAAAUGGCUUCUGCUUCAAAAAUAUUACUUUCUCCUAUCAAUAAACUGGAGAUGAAAAUGAUAUUGGUGAUGUUAUCGUCACUGUCGAUACCGAGAACGCUAACAGCUUAUUCUGUAAGGAUUGGUUCCUCUUCGGAAAUGCUGAAUUCCAGCACGUUGAAACUUUCUUCUUCCACGGAAAGCAUCAAGUUACCUUUAAAAAUCUAAGCCCAGAGGCUAAAAUUACAAUUCAAAAGAAAGGUAUCUAAGUUUUCAUGUUCUGCGAUGGCUAUAUUGAUACCUUCAUCUCAGUUUUCAACUUUGCUCUUGCUUUCAUUGGCGGACUUGGCACCAACCCAGAUCUACCAAUUAUUGGCUCUCACGUCCCAGAAUACAUGGAAUAAGCUAACCUUAACUUCUUAAAUGAGACUAUGGGAUACCAACUAGAAAAGAGAGAAAUUCAAACUGUUGAGAUUGAUGAAAGCUUAAUCUAAUCUGGUGACUUCCUAGCAAUCAUGAGACUCGAUGGUGUUGAUCCAAUCAUCAUGUAUGGAUCAGGUACACAUGCUGGCCACUCAACUAUGGCCUUGAGAUUUGAAGAUGGCGAGCUCUACGUUGUUGAGAGUCAAGACGGAUGGUACUGGCCAAAGCAUGGAAUUCAAAAAAAUAAGUUCUCCCAAUGGAUUGAAUGGGCCAAGAAUGCUGACUUCCAUGUUUCCCACUUACCACUUAACGCUGAAGCUAGAGCCAAGUUCAAUGAGACUGCUGCCAGAGAAUUCUUCAACCAAACUGAGGGUCUCCCAUACGGCUAUCACAACUUCCUCUUUGGAUGGAUCGAUACCCCAGAAGAUAAUCUCCCUCCCAUUAUUCCACCUGGUCUUGUUCCAGUUGUUUUCUCUGUUCUUGAAAAAUUCACUCCAUCCACUGUUGACAUUUUCUUCAAUCAAGCUCUUAACCACAGACUCAACACUACUGGCCUCAACAUCGAGGGUAUUGCUGCUGAAGCAGCCUAAAGAAAUUUGACUGUUGAGCAACUUAUGGCUCAAGUUGAAGUUGAAGGAUGGAACUACACUGGUCUCUAAAAUGACGGAAGAGCAUACGUUUGCUCUGCUUACGUUGCUGCUCUCUACCAAGCUGCUGGACUUUUCCCAGGCAAGAUUAAUGGCCCAGAAUUCACUCCAAGAGAUGUUUAUACUCUUAAUGUCUAUGACUUGAACUACAACAGACCAGAUGCCUGUGUUAAAGCUGACCCAACUCUACCAUAUUGCCAACUCCUAGGAAAAUACAGAAUGACCCUCCCAGGUUACUCAACCAUUUCUCCUUACGCUCACAUGUCAGAGAAAUGCCCAACCAUUGCCCCAGACUUUGUAAGACCAGACAAAUGUUGA